Molecule: messenger RNA, 6494 nt
Organism: Gigantopelta aegis
Lineage: Eukaryota; Metazoa; Mollusca; Gastropoda; Neomphalida; Peltospiridae
Product: F-box/LRR-repeat protein 4-like
Exons: 15
Coding region: 12-1790 (592 amino acids)
Biological process (GO): SCF-dependent proteasomal ubiquitin-dependent protein catabolic process
Cellular component (GO): SCF ubiquitin ligase complex
Molecular function (GO): protein binding
Source: RefSeq, a predicted model, not a curated record
AACGGUGUACGAUGGCAACAGAUAAUUCACCAAAAGAAUCGAAUUCACUGUCUAAAAUCGACGAAGAUACUCGGAAAUCAAAAGUCUUAGAGCCUAAUAUUGAAAUAAUUGAACAGUAUGCAUAUGCAAUUGUUGAUUUUAGUUCGCAGUAUGGAAGUGAAACAAGCAUAUCAUACACAACGUGUAAUCUAGCAGGAGGCAUCAAUAUUUAUCCCAGUUACGGUGAUUACACCCAAGCUUGUGUCUUUAGAAAAUAUGGCCCAUGGUGGAAUAUGGCUCCAUCAGCCAUUAAGAGGUUCAGAAGAACACCAAAUGACUACUAUAGUCAAGAUUUUAUUGAAAUUUCAUUUCAGAAGAAGGUGUACCCUUUGAAAAUUGACUUGUAUGAGACAUACAACCCAGGAGCCGUGGUUAAAAUACUAGCUUGUGAUACAGCAGCAGGCACAGACGUAGACACCGGCAAAGUAAUGUGGAAAACACUGUGGGCACACGCCCCUGUACAAACCAAACUGGAAGCGAGAGUGUUCUCCCCUCCACUAACGCCCACCGACUUUCCAACAGAUCUCAUCCGCAUGGAGCUGUUUCAUGAUCUGCUGGGAUACUACACCGAACUCGAUGCCAUAGUCCUACACGGCUGUGAGGAAAUCCCACCAACACACAAACAUUCAGCAGACCUACUGGAGGCAAAUAUUAGAAACCUGCAGCAAAUCCACAUCACGGUUCAGGAUGAUUCUCCAUCAAGUAUAUGUUCAUAUGGUCAAUUUGAAAACCUUCCAGAUGAAGUUAUACAAAUUAUAUUAAGUUACUUGGACACACCUUCUUUAGGAAAUGCAGCUCGUACCUGCAAACUUUUCCACAAACACUGUUAUGAUUCCCUCCUGUUUACUGAACUUAACCUUCAACCUCAUUGGACACAGAUCAGUGAUCAUGUUCUGCAAAGUCUACACACAAGAUGUCAGAUGGUACAACGACUAAAUCUCUCUUGGGCAGGAAAAAACGGACCUCUGUCACAUUCAGCGCUAGAAAGUUUUUUCAAAGCCUGUGGGAGAUGUCUUUCGUGCCUGGGCCUCUCCUGUUGUCAGUUUGUGAACGAGAAGACAAUGGAGAUUUUGUACAAACACUGUCCUGUUCUCACAGAGUUAGAUCUCAGCAGUUGUCGAAAUAUUGAUACUUGCGGUCUCUCGUACCUCAGCAAGAUGAAAAUGUUAAAGAAAGUUAAUUUGUAUCGCACUCAGGCAGACAUACCUUCCGUCCUCGGCCUUAUCUUUACAUGUCCAGAUUUAGAGCACCUGAAUCUCGGAGCUUGCUCAAGAAUAUCAAAUUUUGAUGAUGUAGCACUUGCCUUAGCAUCAAACUGCAGGAAACUAAAAUCAUUAGAUCUAUGGAGAGCUCGAACAUUCAGUGACAUUGGACUGAGGGCUAUUGCCAACAACUGUCCAGACCUUGAGGAAAUUGACAUGGGAUGGUGUUCAUCACUUCAGUCCAGUUCAGGAUGUUUUGUUCUUUUGUCACAAAAGUGUUGCAAAUUAAAGAAGCUGUUUUUAACUGCAAACAGAACUGUCUGUGAUACUGACCUGAUAUCAAUUGCCAACCACUGUCAUCUUUUAGAACAACUUGAUAUAUUGGGAACCCGAGAAGUGUCCGUCAUUGGAACUUUCAGAAUUCUUGAAUCAUGCAAGAAUUUGAAAAUGUUUGACAUAUCAUUCUGUGCAGAUAUCGAUGAAGCCACAGUUGAAAACUGGCACCACAUGUUUCCAAAUGUUGACCUAAAGAAGAGCUUUCAGUCUUGAUGUAUUUAUUAUAUAAACUGAACAAGGGGUUAUUCCAUAAUUUUCAUCUUAAUAUUUUAAUGUAAUGCUACAUUUAUUUUUUAUUAAACAGCUUGUCAUAAAUAUGAGUACACAUUUUUGCAGAACAUGCUAGGUCUUGUGGUACUUGCAUUUACCAGAUGAUCACUUAGAAGAGAGCAAAUGGUAUUCUGGAUAUAUUAUCUUCAUUUCCUGGGUAUUAUGAAUCAUGAAAUAUUGAUGAGCAUAAAGUGUUAGUGAAUUCAUCAAAACCAUGCAACAUUUUUAUAUUUCAUGAUAAUAAAAUAUAUAACUGUAUUCAGUCUAUUUUUUUGUAUGGAUAAUGAUGAAUGUAUGCUACUAGUUAUAUUGGAUUAGACAUUAAUUCAUACUUUUAAUUAAAUCCAUUUAUCAAAUUUUAUUUCUUCACAUUUAAAUGCAGAACAAUUUGUGGUUACAGAAAAAAAGGGAGAUACAGUGGAACUUUGUUAAACUGGAAAGUAAAGGUUGUCUUAAAAUUAUCUGAAUUACGGAAUUUCCUUAGUACUAAAUCAUAUCUCGAGUUAUUUCCCUUGAAUGACAAACAAAUAAAAAAAAGAGUAAACAAUAAAUUCAGAUUUAUGAAAUAAAAUAUAUAUUUAUAUUCUUGAAAAUUACAAAAUAUUGAACAAAUUGAGAAAAAAUAAUUUUACAUGUAUAUUUUAAGAAAGGUUUUUUCAGUAUGUCAUCAAUUGUUAAGUAACCAUUUCUUAAAUUGGCUUUUUAAUUUUUUAAUUUAUUUGUGCUGAUAUUUUCCCAUCAUUUUAAAUUUUAAAUUGAAUCAAAAGAUGUAAUUUUGUAACAUUUUGCUUUCUUGGGAUUUGUGCAAGAAUAACAUACACUUACAUUUUACCACUGACUGUUGAUCUUAAUUUUAUGCAUUACAUUUUGAAAAGGCAAUGAUAAUGCUAACAAAACAGUAACCUAUAUCAGUAAGCCUUGUUACUCCCACACAGAAAAAAAACCCUAUGAAGCAUACUCAGAUCUUUUGCCAUCAUUUUAGCGUGUGUUGUUUUGUCUUCUUGUGUUUGCUCACCAUGGUUAAACAAACUGAGUAAAUAUGUUACUUUUGUUUCUGAUCAAACAAUCUGUUGGAAGAAAUGACAUUCAGUCAAGUGAAGCAAAUUGUCUUUAUUUUGUUUACACUUUGUUUUGUUUAAUGGUCAUCCAGUUCCAGAAUCUGAAUAUUCUGUUUAGUGAACACGUUUACAGUGAAGAAUUAGUUUGGUAUUUUGGCUGCUCAUAAAUAAGGUAGAGUUUUCGGACUAUGGGAGUCCGGAUUAUUGAAGAUUUCACUGUAAAUAAUUAUUUGUUUUUGAUAUAUGUGCUAUGUAAACCAUGGGCAUUAUUGUAUAAAUACUAUGGGAGUCUGGAUUAUUGAAGAUUUCACUGUAAAUAAUUAUCUGUUUUUGAUACAUGUGCUAUGUAAACAGUGGACAUUAUUGUAUGAAUGAACUGCCAGUCAUUCAGUUGUGUUCAGACAUUUUUAAUGAAGUAAAACAAAAUACAAGUAUAUGUCCUGGUGUUUUCAUCAACAAAAAUGACUUCUCAAACCUUUCCUUAUUUGACAAUUCCUCAACUAUUUUUGUUUUGUUGAAAAAACCUGUCAUAAUUGCAUCGAAUUUGAAGAACAGUUGUUGUUUAUGUUUUACUGUGUAGUAUUAGGUUUUAUAGAUUUUAAUAUAUUAUUAAUAAAAUUAAUUUAUUAUUUUUAAUUUAAUUUUCAUUACAAUCUUUAAAGGAACUAUCUUGAGUUUGUAAUUAAUCAAAUAAUUUAUUCUGAUAUAAUACAACUGGGUAAUGAAACCUAUCGAACGUUACGUAAUAAAAUCAUAUAUUAAUGACUAUAUUAUGGAUUUACGGUGACUUAAUUAGUUCUCAUUUUGUUUCACUGUUGGAAGAAGAAAUAAACUGAUAUGGACAAAAUUGUUGUAGACAAAAAUCAAUAUUUAGCUAUUAGAAAGAUUAGGAUGAACAACAAUGCACUGAAUACACAGACAUUUAUAGUAUAACCAAGGAAAUGCAAGUACUGCUCAGUUUUAAUUGUUAUAAACAGGUGUACCAGUAUUUGCCAAAAGCAAAUGCUUCAGUGUCUACAAACUCAGAGUGGUCCCUUUAACGUGUGUCACAAUUGUUGUAUGUCAGACAUGCUGCUUAUUACAGAAUGUGCUGGGGCAUUAUUAAGCAUUCCUUAUUAGAUAUAUAUGUUGUAUAGUUGUGCAAUACCACUGGAGUAAUUGGUACCACAAAAUAAUGCAUGAUAGGUAUCCUACAUUAAUGACUGCAUCUAAAGGAAGGAUAUCAAAGAAUGGUGUGCACAGGAAGAAAAAUGAUGAUCUAUUCUGAAAGAUAUCAAAGAAUGGUGUGCACAGAAAGAAUUGUGAUGAUCUAUUUUGAAUCAGGGCUUACCCUGUCCAUUGCCGAAUUAGUUGAUUGCUGAUAUUUUAUACAAAGUGGAUACAAUAUGUAGUCUUUGGCUGAAACAAAAUUCUUAAAACUAACUAUUUUUAAUAAUUUUCUGUGAAAAUACUCGACAUCUCAAAAAUAAAGUUGUUUCAGUGUGAGCCCUGCAGAAGAAUAUCAAAGAAGAAAUGAUGAUCUGUUCUGGAGGAUAUCAAAGAAGGAAUGAUGAUCUGUUCUGGAGGAUAUCAAAGAAGGAAUGAUGAUCUAUUCUGAAGGAUAUCAAAGAAGAAAUGAUGAUCUAUUCUGAAGGAUAUUAAAGAAGAAAUAAUUAUCUGUUCUGAAGGAUAUCAAAGAAGAAAUGAUGAUCUAUUCUGAAGGAUAUCAAACAACAGUAUGUCAUGGGAAGUAAAUUAUGUGGAUGAUUUGUAGAAAAUAGUAAAAUACAAAAAUAGUUUUCAGAUGCUGUUUUAACAACCAAAUGACUUGGUGGGGAAAUUACACUACUUAGGAUGUAGCUCGUCAUGAACUCAAUUUGCAGGACAAGGUAUUACGAGACAUUAUUAUGUCUAAUCAAGGCAAUUAACCAUAUAUGUUGAUGGCAAAAGCAGACACCUUUAUUAUUUAAGCAGUGCAAUUAGGUGUGUAGAAAACUGAAACUGUGGGUAGCUGCAGCAAUUGAAUUUGUAGCCUAUUUUGCAUGGAUUAUCUCGGGGAAUUAAACCCCAUGUUGUGUUCAUAUAGUAACAGAGAAAUAUGAAACAAUCAAACUUGAAUCAUGUGUUAAAUUAACUCAGUUUGUGCUAAAUUGAUUCUAUUUUGAUGAACUUGUACUGGUGACCAUGAAGGUUUUGUUGAAUGACACCACUAGAGCAUAAUUAAUCAUUUGCUAUGGCAUGUAUAAUAAUUUUGUGGUGGUGUUGAGGGGUUAACAAUCUGUGGCAUUGUAAUAUCUAAAAGAGAGAGCAUUUACCUGUAGUUUGCGAGUAUUGGUAACUACUUUGUUUAUUUCAUCAGAGCACAGCAAAGUAUGCUAUCAUGGUGAGAUACUACCAUCUUGGUAGGCUUACUGGUUUUUGAGAGAGUGGGCACAAAUUAUGUUUUGCUUCCAGGCGCCUGAUAUCCUGAUUAAGCGUCUGGUAUGAACAGUUUAGACAGUUAUUUUGAAACAACGAACUCCUAUAGUUUACAUAAACCUUCAGUAUUUUCAAUGUCUAUUCUCGGACUACCAGUUAUAAAAGAUCACUUUAACUUGAUUUCCAUGAUUAUGUCAUGCUGUUCUUGGCUUAUAUCAUAUCUACUAGUAUUUGUAGUGUCCUCGAUAGAGCUUAAUGAACUCUGCAUAGUAAAAACUCACUUUGAGUGGGAGUCGGUUGCGGGAUGCAAGUCCAAUGUCUACCAGCUUUAAGAUUGAUGGCUUAGCCAUGAUGGCCCUCCCCUGGAAGCAGAUUUUCUUUCCAACAUAUUUUAUGGAGUAGCAUGACUCGACCCUCCUAAUUAACUUAGCUCAUCGUAGUUUAGACACACAUGCACACACACACACACACACACACACACACACACACACACACACACACACACACCUAAAAUGCUUGCACAUGGGUUUGACUAACGAUGUGUCUUGUUGACAGGCUAGAAUAUAGUUUAUUACAAUCGUAUGCCAACUGGUUUACUGCCUUAAAAAAUAUUCAGCUUUGAAACGUAUGUGAAAAUACUGCAAAUUAUUUUAUAAGAAGUUAAGAAUGAAAACUUAAGACUUGAAAGGCAUUAAUAUUGUACUACUACUACUAGUCGACUGACAUCUAUAUUUAGUGUGGUGGAUUUUUAACCUGCUAUCUUGAGAAUUAGUUUUUUUUCCCCUUCUAUUUGGAACAGACCUUCCACGUUAAUUAUCUAACCAAUCUUCGCAAUUGUUUGGUUGCUAGUCGCUAAUUCAGGUUGUAUAAAAAUGUUUUAUUCUGCAUUUUACCACUUGGAAUAUGUGGUUUUCUAUUGUUUUGUUUUGUGUGCAUAUGUAGUAUAUCUGUACUAAGGCGGACAGUGAUAAAACAUGCAUUUAUUUAAAACGAAACUGCAAUUUUAAAACAAGUAUAAUACUAGUAUUAUAUUUUGCAGUUGUGUUAAUUUAAUGAUCUGACUUGAUUGUUGUUUCCAUGCAGAUGUCGGCAAUGCAAUUUUGUUUCAUGUUGUGUCAGAUAAUUUCAUAUUUUUAGAUGUAAAACAAAAAAGCAAAAUAAGAUCUGUGAUAUUAAUAUAUGAUAUUCAAGA